Hippocampus comes (tiger tail seahorse) is the source of this 2502-nucleotide messenger RNA. RefSeq names its product carboxypeptidase Z (gene cpz). The transcript is spliced from 13 exons. Gene Ontology annotation, molecular function: metallocarboxypeptidase activity; protein binding; zinc ion binding. The record is from RefSeq and is a predicted model, not a curated record. Bases 231 to 2231 code for a protein of 666 amino acids. Gene Ontology annotation, biological process: protein processing; peptide metabolic process. Lineage: Eukaryota; Metazoa; Chordata; Actinopteri; Syngnathiformes; Syngnathidae.
CCCCCAACACACACAUCGUGCGAGCGGUGCAGUGAAAUAUGAUCAGUGCAGCAGUAAAGCCACGCUUGGCUCAACUCUGCUCAGCUCUUCAGGGUCAGGGAUGCGCCGCACAAACAAAGACAGGAAGUUUCCGUGCAGCGGCUUGUAACUACUAUCCCCGCUUUUGUAUCUCGCCGCUCGCAGCUGCCACAUCACACAGUGUUGUCAAGCUGUCUCCUGCGUAAAGAAACAUGCUUUUAAGACUUUUGGGGUUGUUUCUGGCUUUGUCGGGAAGUUGUUGGUGCGCACCACAGCAGACCUGCCAUCCAGGAGACGAACUUUUGGGAAGAUGCAGUAACGGUGUGACCGAAGCAACACCGACCUGCACAGAGAUGCAUCUGAGCUACUGUAAUGAUGUAGGAUACACUAGAACAAUGUUUCCCAACAUCCUCGGCCACCGGACACGUAUGGAUGCCGAAUCGGGGGCAGAGUACCUUCUCCUGAGCGUCAUCCAUGGCCUGCUUAAUGGAGAAUGUUCCCCUGACAUCCGUCUCGUGGGCUGCUCGGUACUGGCGUCGCCCUGCCGUGACAACAAGAUGAUCAAGCCCUGUCGCAGCACGUGUGAGGCCCUGAGGAAGGACUGUGCUCACACCUUUGAGGCCAUACGCAUGGCCUGGCCAUACUUCCUGGACUGUGACCGCUUCUUUGCAAGUGACCGAGAAGGCUGCUUUGACCCACUGGCUGCCCUAAGAGCCAGACAGGUGCAAGAAAGGUCCAGCCUCUCGCCAGAUGAGCCCAGCACCAUCAUCCAGUUCACCCACACCACCAACAGUCAGAUGUACAGCUUACUGAAGAGAACGGCAGCCAAGUGUUCCCACAUCUCUCGUGUCUACAGCAUCGGCCGCAGCACUGAGGGCCGAGAUUUACUGGUCAUCGAAUUCAGCAACAAUCCUGGACAGCAUGACCUAUUGGAGCCAGAGGUCAAGCUCAUUGGCAACAUGCAUGGCAAUGAGGUACUCGGCCGGGAGCUGCUCAUCUACCUGGCUCAGUACUUGUGCUCCGAGUAUACCUUGGGAAACCCGCGGGUACAAACCAUCAUCAACACCACCCGCGUUCACAUCUUGGCCUCCAUGAACCCCGACGGCUACGAGCUUGCCGCUGCAGAGGUAGAGGAUAGCAAUGACCCGGAGCUCAUCAACCAGGAAGGUCACUUGCUGAACGGUUGGACUCAUGGCCGCACAAACGCCCAGAACAUUGACCUGAACCGCAACUUUCCUGACCUCACAUCGGUCUUCUACCGGAACCGUCGCAGCAGGCACUACCGAACCGAUCACAUCCCAAUUCCUGAUGGCUAUUGGUUUGACAAGGUGGCACCAGAGACCUUUGCGGUGAUGAAGUGGAUCAGGUCAAUUCCCUUUGUCCAGUCAGCCAGCCUCCAUGGAGGUGAGCUGGUGGUCUCUUAUCCCUUUGACUACUCCAGACACCCUCACGAGGAGAAGAUGUUCUCACCCACUCAAGAUGAACGGGUGUUUAAGCAACUGGCGCGUACGUACGCAGACGCCCAUGCCACUAUGUCAGACAAUGACACAGACAGGUGUGGAGCAAUUUUCUACCGAACGAAGGGCAUCAUCAACGGGGCACUGUGGUACAGUUUUCCUGGAGGUAUGUCAGACUUUAACUACCUGCACACAAAUUGUUUGGAGAUCACCGUCGAGCUGGGCUGUGACAAGUUCCCUUCCGAAGUCGAGCUUUACCCCGAAUGGAAGCGCAACAAGGAAGCUUUGCUCAGUUUUAUAGAGUCGGUCCAUCGGGGAAUUAAAGGUGUUGUAAAGGAUGUUCAUGGCAAUGGGAUCAAAGAUGCCACAAUCUCUGUCAAGGGGAUUCGGAAAGAUAUCACCACGGCUGAAGGUGGAGACUACUGGCGUCUGCUGAGUGCUGGUACUCACAUCGUGACAGCCACUGCCAAAGGUUACUCAAGGGUCAGCAAACGGGUUCAUUUGCCUCACAGCUUGAACAAGGCAGGACGUGUGGACUUUGUCUUGAAGAAGGUUCCCCUGAAGCCGGAUAUUGACGACCACUUCUUCCCCACGACAGACACAUGGGAUCGAUUUGACCCUUACAAUCAGUUUGAACGUUACAGCGAGUCAUCUGUAGUUGAGGGUGGGACAGAGCGUCAGGAAAAGCCCUGGUGGUGGUCCUACUUCUCCCAGUCUGGCAUCUCGCCUCCAAACUGGCUGCUGCGAAAUGUCUAAAUUCACUUGAGGACAACACAAAUCUCAUUGUACCACUGUAAAACGCUUUUUGGAUGCAUUCUUGGAGCAUCUGAGAUGUAUUAACAUUGACUUCAACACCGCAAACACAAGUUUAAUGCUUUUGAAAGGACGUGACGAAACUGUUUUCUACCAGGAAUCACAUGUAACUCUAGUGAGCAUUUGAAGGUGAUGACAUCCCCAAAAAAUGGAACGCACUCCGCUGAUUUUCAGAAAAGUAAAGGCAGCUGCAUAAAAUAUGCUCGUUUUGUUC